This is a messenger RNA of Dunckerocampus dactyliophorus (ringed pipefish), 7584 nucleotides long. RefSeq names its product dispatched RND transporter family member 3 (gene disp3). Gene Ontology annotation, cellular component: membrane. The record is from RefSeq and is a predicted model, not a curated record. Lineage: Eukaryota; Metazoa; Chordata; Actinopteri; Syngnathiformes; Syngnathidae. The transcript is spliced from 21 exons. The coding region runs from base 436 to 4269 and encodes 1277 amino acids.
AAAUGAAGGGAAAUCAUCUCUGCCAUCUGUGCCUUCUGCUCCAUGUAGUGUGUGGGUGAAUGGAACGUGUCCAGCUGUGGUAGCCUCCUCCUCUUCCUCCUCCUCCUCCUCCUCCUCGCCUUCUUCCCUCCACUGGUGAGCAGACAAAGCCACAAGCGAGAGGAGAGGAGGGAAGGAAUAUCUAGCUGACUCUGUCGCCUGGACGACCAGCUAAAGAUGAGCGCAGGAGAGAGAGGAGCACAAAAGACGAAAAACACAAGUCUUUAGUUCGUGCUGGGAUUCAUUGAGUGAGUGGGAAGUGUGUGUGUAUGUGACGAUAUAUAAACAUAGAGGAGAAACAACACGAGGAAGAUGACAUUGUGGACCCAGAAGGCCUGAGUGACCCCCUCCUGACACCUCCACCUGAGAUCCUCCAUACAGCCUCAGGCACCAACGAUGGAUGAUGAUGAGCCGCUUUUGUUUCAAACAAGCUGGGGAGAUGAUGAUGAAGAGCAGGCAGAGGAGGUGGAGGUUGGAGUGAGGCAUGCUGAGGUUCUAUGUGGGCCCUGGAGGGCUGUGGCCUGGGUGUACACACAGCCCUGGGUGAGCGGGGUGCUUUUAGCUGGGUUUGUCCUCCUCCCUUGCGCCUUGUUUGCCUUCAUGCUCCUCUACUGCCCCCCUCUGGAUAUUGACCUCUCCUACAGUGCCUUCGAGGUCCACAGUCACUUCUCAGCGGAGCGUUUCGAUGCCCUCACCAUCGCUGUGAAGACCCAGCUUGGCUCCUGGGAUAGGCGUAGGAGAGACGUGGAUAGUGACAGUGAGUACCUGCAGGAGAUACUCAUGGACAAGCUGCACAUACGGGACGAGGCCUCCAAGUCAGGAGAUACUUUGACCCCUAGAGGAGAUGAGGGAUGGUUGUUUCGGAGUCGCCGCUUUGCUCCAAACUAUUACCUCCAGAGUCAAGCUCUGUGGAGCAUCGAGUUAGUGUUUGUUGCUCAGGGCGAGGGAGACCACAACAUCUUCACCCCCGAGCGCCUGAAGACCAUCCAUGACGUGGAGCGACUAAUCAUGCAACACCCGCAGUUUCAUCAGUUCUGCUGGAAGCCCAUGGAGGUGUUGAGGGACCUCCCACUGGGACCGUCUUUCUGCUCACCGCCUAGCUCGCUCCUGUCUUACCUCUACCCUAGCGAGCGAGGAGGAAAAAUCUACUAUGACGGCAUGGGUCCAGAUCUGGCUGAUGUCCAAGGUUCCUUGAGCCUGGCCAUCACACACCCUCAGUUCUACUGGUAUGUGGAUGAGAGCCUCUCCCCUGAGCACCUCUCCUCCUCUCUCCUGCGAAGCGAAAUCCACUUUGGCGCCCCUCUGCCGACCUACAACUCCCUGCAGGAUCGAGCCGAUGAGCAGAGGAGCCACUUUAAGAACUUUGUGGUUCAGUACGCGGACAUCCUGGCCAAGCAGUCCACCAGCCAGGUGAAGGUUCUCUACGGGGGGACGGAGCUCUUUGACCAUGAAGUGAGACACACCUUCAGGAAUGAUAUGACGCUGGCCGUCAUCAGUGGAGCCUGCAUUACUGUGCUGGUCUACGUCCUGACCUCCUUCUCUGUGUUUCUGACUUUCUUCGGACUGGCCAGCAUUGGGCUGAGUUGCCUGAUGGCACUCUUCUUGUACCACGUUGUGUUUGGUGUGAGGUACCUGGGCAUUCUCAAUGGAGUGGCAGCCUUUGUCAUCAUUGGAAUCGGAGUAGAUGAUGUAUUUGUGUUCAUCAGCACCUUCAGACAGGCCGCUCAUCUUCAUCAUCCUCAGCAGCGUAUGGUGUAUACAGUCAAAACAGCCGGUCGAGCCACUUUCCUCACCUCCUUCACGACAGCGGCCGCCUACGCUGCCAAUGCUUUCUCCAAGAUCCCAGCUGUGCAUGACUUCGGCCUAUUCAUGGCUCUCAUUGUCAGUUGUUGCUGGCUUUGGGUUUGUCUGCUGAUGCCAGCCGCCCUGUGUAUCUGGACUCAGUGUGUGGAGCCUCAUGAGCACGCCUGGUUGCACCGUUGGAAGUCGUUUCGGGGCCUGUCAGCAAGCUACGGCCCUUUGUCGGAUGAGGAUGACGACGUGGCGCUGCUGUCAGUGGAGAUGGAGCCAGGCCCCCUAGAGGCAGACAGAGAUGCAGCCAUUCUGUCCCUGUCAGUGGAGACACCCCUCAACCCUGCAGGGCAUCAGCAUUUGGGUGUGGUCAGCACAAAGCUUCAGUGGGCCCUCAAGCAUUUAGUGGGCCAGCCAGCUGUGGAGAGGAGGAAAACUGUUCUAGGUGUCUUCCUCCUGGUUCUGCUCCUAUCUGCUGGUUGUUGCUGUCUCUUGAGGCCAGCCUCUCAUGCCCCCUUACUGUUCCGCCCGGAUACCAACCUCCAGACUCUUCUGGCUCUGAGGAGCAACCUGAGCGGUCAAGGCAUCUCCUGCCACAUGUGCUCAGGUGUCUUCAUGGAAAAGCCGCAGUCUUUGUCCUCAUCAGCGUUCAGGAUCUCCACAAACCAUCAGGACUGCAGCACAAACACCACCACUGCUCCUCUGAGCACAACAGAAGCAAACUCAAGCAGCAACCAACCAGGCUUUUUAAUUACAGUCUUUAUAUCAAAGUUGAACCUCAGAACUUCGACAACCGUUUACCGCUUCUCCCUUAAUGCCAGCACUCCUUCCCCAUGGAAGCUGUGCAGCACGGAACAUGACCAGGUGCCUUUAUUUCAGGCCUUCAAUCAGUCGUGGCAAAACUACACCAGAAGAAUGACAGUGUGCGUUUCCAACGACUACCACCCCUACCCCAGCUGGAUGAUUACGUCCAGAUCAUGUGACCGCCGCCAUAGCUGGAUACCGGAGUUUUCCUUUUAUGUGGCAUCAUCACCGCAGCAGAACAGCAGGAAACUGCACUUUGCACAACAUAAACUGAGGCCACAUCCCACUAGAGUGUGUGCGAGCCCACCUGGCUGUGGUAUCAGUACUGUGCCUGACGGACCCACACGGGGAACCUUUUAUACUCCUCUUCCCAGAGAUUCCACUACUGAACCUGUGAACCCAUCCAAGACGUCUGGCUUCAACCCAUGCAGAGGUGGCGCUUGUCGCCUCCCGGCUGUGCGCCCUCUGGUUGACACCGGUGCCAUGGUGUUUGUCGUGUUUGGAAUCUUGGGAGUUAAUCGGACGCAACGCAGAGACAAUCACGUCAUCGGAGAUAUUGGAAACGUGAUAUUGGAUCCAGAUUUUGACAUUUUCAAGGAAAUGGGAUAUCUUUGCAAAAUUUGCAAAGCAGUCAGUGCAAAUAAACAACUUGUGAAGCCCGGUGGAGCACAGUGUCUGCCUUCAGGUAACAAACUGCCAUCCAUUCUGCCUCUCCUCCAUCCGGAAUGUCACUCUCUCCCUGAGCCCAACCUUCUUCCAGGCCAGCUCUCUCAUGGGGCGGUGGGACUGCACGGAGGGAAGGUCCACUGGCUCUCUAUGGCCUUUGAAUCCACCACAUACAAGGGGAAAUCCUCCUUCCAGACAUAUUCUGACUUUCUCCAGUGGGAGACUUUCAUCAAGGAACAACUCUCCAUGCUGCCUCAGUCUUCAUCUCUGAGACGAGGAUUCCAGACCUGUGAGCACUGGAAGCAGAUCUUCAUGGAAAUCAUAGGAGUGGAGAGCGCCCUCUGGAGUUUGCUGCUCUCUUUGGCCAUCUGUGUGGCGGCCGUCUCUGUUUUUACUGCACAUCUUUUUCUACUUCUUCCGGUCCUUAUUACUAUUCUAGGAGUGAUCUGUCUGGUGGGGGCAAUCAUGUACUGGCUGGGCUGGGAAAUGGGAGCGGUGGAGGCCAUUUCUCUGUCCAUCCUCGUGGGGUCUUCAGUGGACUACUGCCUGCACCUGGUGGAGGGAUACAUGCUGGCUGGGGAAGGUGCGCCCACUACUGCAGGUCUCUGCUCGGAGCCUGCAGCAGUGAGGCAGAGACGCACCAUGGAGGCAGUGAACCAUGUGGGCGUUGCGAUAGUGUCCAGCGCCGUUACCACGGUGAUCUCCACAAUCCCUCUUUUCUUCUGUGUCAUUGUGCCUUUUGCCAAGUUUGGCCAGAUUGUGGCCAUCAACACCACCGUCUCCAUUUUGUUCACCAUGACCGUGACCGUGGCCAUGUUGGCCAGUGUGGCCCCCGCCGGCUUCAGCAGGACCUGUGGCGACGUGCUGAAGGCCGCCGUCGCCGUGUUGGUGGUCGCGACCACGGGUGGAGCUCUGUGGUGGGCCGGGAGGCGCAUAGGGGCGUCGGCCUGGCCAUCCAUCAGCAUGUAAAUGUGAUGAUGUCACUUCUCUUGUGAGAAUAUUGAAGAUGUCAUAUUCAAGUACAGGUGCAAGCAAUUGGAAUAAUUAUAUUUGUAAGUACAGUAGAUCCCUGCUUUUCCAUUGGCGAAAAUCCUCAAGUCAUUGAUAGCCCAUAAAGAUGUCUAUUUUUGACACACAGCUUGUUUCUACCCCGUAAAACACUCCUGCUAGCUUGACCUUGAUAUUCUCUGAUUUCGGAUCAGCAUUUGCAAUAAGAGUGAUGGCAUAGAAAACCUGUUUAUGAUCCCUGCCCUCCAGACAUGAAACAACACCCGUACAGUCACCUUUACAUUAGUAUUACCCCAUAUAGUAGAUAUAAUCAGAGAAAAUAAGGCGCAUUAGAGAAAAAUAACAUAACAGACUCAGAUGGUAGCAAUUCCUUGUUUUUUUCUGGGUAGUGUACUUCCCGCGGUGGCCAUUAUCUCAUCAAUGGAUUGUAAUGGCGUCUAUAAAUGGCUUUAUACUCGUAUUACCCAAUAUAGUAGACAUAAUAAGAGUAAAUAAGCCAUUUAAGACGUAAAUAAAUUUCCUCUUCUUGUGUGUCACAGUAAAUGUGUUCCUUAGUGGACAUUAAUGAUGGGCGGGCAAAUGUGUAGAGGACAGGAAGUGAUGCUGGAGGUUCAGAGUUGAGUUUUAGCCCAUGUUAUUAUUAUGUUGUUAUUCUUAUUGUGCCAGUUGUGAGACAAUUUAAACUUAAUGUCUGGCCCUUGUCUCACUGAACACGGACACCAAGUGGCCAAUGUAGAAUACAGUACAUUCUCAAUUACAAUGCUUCUUCUGUUGUGCAUUUGCAUUUGAGUUCAUUUAGUUAGUUCAUGUAGCCAUUUUUAUGCUUGAAAUUGCCAACAAUAAUUUGCUUAAAUAUGCAUAUUUUUUUUACUAAACCGUAAUAGUGAAGGCGACACGUUCAAAACGCGUUGUAGCGAGGGACGACUGUAUUAGAUUCAAUUCAGAUCCUCUCUCUUCAGUUGCGAUUCUUAGUUUAUAGCAAGAGAGGUUAACUGGCUAAAUGCACAAUCCAGGUUUAAGCCUUAAGCCUUUAUUAGCCGCACACACUUAUUAAACACACUAAUGUAAAAUGUACAGGUAUCUACCAUUAAUGAAUGAUAAUGAAAUUUUGAGGUGGGAUUUUAAGAAAGUUGACCGUAAAAGCUAAUCCACACACACAGGGUGCCGCCAUCUUGCUGCUGCGCUGUGAAUGCUGAAUUGGGAAUGUGCGGGGAUCCACUGUAACUUGAAUGUAUCAUUAUGUAACACAAAAGCUUUAACUUUUUUUAUUGUUGUUUUCGAAUGGUGUGUUUGUUUGCACGAUUACACCACAACUACACGACCAAUACCGGUUAAAAAUACAGAUAGAAGAAUACACAUUCUCUUUCUGCCGAUUGGGUCACAAUGGAAACAUUCCCCUCCCCUCAGAAUGCAAAUGAACCUCCUUGAUGAUUAUCCAUGAACCAGGAAGUAGCCCGCCAGCUAAGAAACGGAAAGACAAACAAACACAAAUAUUCACUAUGUAAAACAAAUAAUAUACGAAUAAUUUAUGAUCUCUUUUUGCAGUUUUACUCACUGUAGAGGCAUUUUCCCUCUGGCACAGAUUCAAAAAUGGUACAGUCACGUCAUGUGACAUCAACCUCCAUGAACCAGGAAGUAGCGUGCAGUGCAGUGCAGUGCAGUAAACAUGCAAACAAUCAACAUGAGUUUAGAGGUGUUGCUUCAAGAUCAAAAUUACUUUUUUUUUUUAUAAAUAGAUAAUUAAUACAUUCAAAUAAGCUUUAUUUCAUUCGUAGCAACAACAUAUCACUCCAACAACUCAUAAUUAAACAAAUAAAUGGUUUUACAUUUAAAUAAACUAAAUUAAAUUAAAUUGUAACAUCAGCACAUUACUGCAGCCCAUAAUUUUCAUAAAUUAAAUUAAAUGAUCACACAGGAUAAGCAGUGGAAAAUGAAUUAAUGUUUAGUGGUACUUUACUGUCUCCUUUGCAUUAACUAUAUUUCAUGUCACUUUUCAGCCACAUUUUGUAGUAAUGAUGUUUGCGACUACAAAAACUCUUGACGGGUAUUUAGAGUAAGAGUUGCAUGUGUAAUUUUCACACUUAUUUCAUUCACCUGACUCACUUUGGAGAAAACACCUUGAAUGUGACCCACAGAAAAGGUGAUGUGCGAUAUGAUUGGGGGAAGGUCUUAGUCAGAGUUAAUCAACUGGCGGCCUACGGGCCAAGUCCAUUAACGGCAGCAGACCGGCCUGCAAAUUCAGUUCAAAUCUUGGGAAUUGUAUAACAUUUUUACUGUAUAAUAAACCAGCAGGACACCGUUGUCCUAGGGAAGGUCUUUGACUAGGGUCAACCCUUUUAAAUGUGUGACUUUAUGACUAUAUUAGCCAUUUGGAAAGCUGCAACGUUUUAGAAACAAGUUUUGAUUUUUGUAUUGGCGCUCAUAAGAUUGUUGAUUGCUCAUAAGAUAGUGAAGGGGACCACUUUCUUCUCUUUUUGAUGCCCUUUAAAUGUAUUUAUGCAUAUAUUUUGAAUGUUAUUGCAUAACACAUUAAAAUGUUGUAAUUGCUGAGGAAUGUUAUGAAGGACUUGCACACUGGCAAGCAUCUCUUGCCAAGAGAGUUACAUUUAUGGAAAAAUAUAUGACGAAUAUGGUUCAUUUUGUGGGGGGGGGAAUUGUUUAAAAAAGAUUCAAUUUAGACAGCGAUGGUGUGAAAUACUGUCUGUAAUGUCUAUAGUCUGUUUGGCUGCCAUGUGAUGUGUUUCAUACUACAUUCAUUUGGUCAAAGCAGACCAAAAAUGCCUUUAAUUUGGUCGUCGUUUUCUGUUUCUUUUUAUUAACGGGACAGUUAUUAAAUAACUGCAGUGCAAUGAUGACUUCUUUUCCAUUAUUCCUCCUUCUUACCUUGCCAACAUAUGGACACAAUAUGUACAUAUUUGGUAAGUCAGAAUAGUGCAAGUCUGUGUUGUGUUGACGCUACAAUAAACGGGAGAAGAGGAAGGCUUGAGCAACAUCGUAUAUUCAACAUGGACCAAUAGGCUAUACAUUAGAAGGCAUUAAAGGGUUAGUCUUUCUACCUUUACAUUAUUUAUGGUACUACUCAGACAAUAAAUAGGCAGGCUCAUUUGGUUCUUGAGAAAUACUUCAUUGUACCAAGAAAAAAAAGGCAUUUUUCUUUCCACUGGAGUGAAAUGAUAUUACAUCAGAAGUGUAAAACACGGACACAUAAGUCAUAUCUUUAUUACCCCAUGUUACAGGGCACACACAAUGUUCAAGUAUGCCUGAGGAACUAAAUGG